AUGCAGCAGAACCCGAGAGAGUCACUUCGGUCGUACGUUCAGAGGUUCCAUGAAGAAAGCGUUCAAAUACCUGACCCCAAUAAGCAAGUCACCAUUGCUGCUUUCACCCAUGGACUUGUAGCCGGAGUAUUCAACACGGGGAUCCACAAGAAGUAUCCCCGCACACUCCACGAACUAUGGUUGAAGGUCGAGAAGGGCAUACAGGCCGAGAACCUCAACCGCAUGAAGAAAGAAAUCCAAGCUGCCCGCCCGAGGGCUGACCCCCGAAGAGGGAAUGAGCUUGGCCGAAGUGAAACGGGGACAGGAAGCAGAUUCCAGAGUCCCGGCCGAGAUUGCCGCAGUGUAUUUGACAGGAUCUCCAAGGGGAAGUCACCCAUCCCUGAGUCCGAACUGACUCCCCUGAACACCACCCGAUCUCGGGUGUUGUCCAUAAUAGAACAAAACAACCUCGGGAAAGCACCCCCCAAGAUGUACGACAGCAGAGAUAAGAGAAACUCUAACCUUUACUGCUUAUAUCACCGGGAUAUAGGGCACGAAACCGAGGACUGUAACGAUCUCAAAAGGGAGAUCGAGAACCUCAUUAGGCAGGGGCACUUAAAGCAGUUCAUCCGCCGAGGUGGGCGUGAUGAGAACCGACGUGACAAACGAGGUGACCAACGCCAAGACGAAAGGCGAACGUCGAGAAGCAGUUGUAGACCCCCUGAGGAUCCUAGGAAGACAAAAAGGCCUCCCCGAGACGGAUCUUCAGGUCAGGGGUUAGGAUAUGGGCCAAACAUUGCCGGAGUGAUUAAUACAAUUGCAGGAGGUCCGACGGGAGGGGAUAGUCAGAACUCCCGGAAGAGGACCUAUAGACAGGCCAACCCGGAACAAGUCGAGUCAAGUUCUCGUCUAUCCGAGGUGAUCACUUACGGGCCCAGUGACCCCGUCCCAGCUGCCUCGAGUAGCCACGAAACUUUGGUGAUCGAAGUGCCCACUAACAACUAUAUCGUCAAGAAGGUUUACAUCGACCCAGGGAGCUCAGUGGAUGUUAUGUACCUUCGUACAUUCGAGAGCCUUAAGUUGGCCAGGGACCACAUGACCCCGGUGAGAACCCCUCUUGUAGGAUUUGGGGGACACAUUGUGCAUCCAGAGGGAAUGGUGACCCUGACGGUGACCGUGGGACGUCACCCCCGUUACCGAACUAUCCCUGUGAAUUUCGUAGUGGUUAAGGCCGACUCCCCAUACAACCUGCUCCUAGGUCGGCCCACGCUUAAUGCUCUACGGGCGGUAUAUUCCACCUACCACCUGAGAUUUAAGUUUUCUACUCCUGCGGGGGUUGCCGAGGUCAGCAGCGAUGUUUGUGCGGCCCGAGAGUGCUACCUCGCCACUUUACAAGCAGCCUCCCCAUCUACCUCCAAUGCGAGGUCCGAGAAGAGGUCAAAUAUCCUCUCAAUAGAUUGCAUUGAUUCUCAGCAAGCUGGGGAGAUCCCGAGGCUGGAGACUGGGGAUGAGGUGGAAGAAAUUCCCCUGGACCCCACGAAGCCUGAUCGGACGGUCCGCGUCGGCACCGGACUGCCUGGUCCGAUUUAA
Messenger RNA from Coffea eugenioides, 1569 nucleotides. RefSeq lists its product as uncharacterized. The coding region runs from base 1 to 1569 and encodes 522 amino acids. Lineage: Eukaryota; Viridiplantae; Streptophyta; Magnoliopsida; Gentianales; Rubiaceae. The record is from RefSeq and is a predicted model, not a curated record. The transcript has a single exon.